GUCGUCUUGCAGAGCAGACCCUACCCAAGCGAAGCUUCCAGACCUCCCUAUCCUCCCGCGCCAAAGUCACAAGUUCCUUAACAACCCAAAUCAUGUCUGGCGCGGCCGAACACCCGCCGCCUCUACAGGCCCAACCGGACUACUCGACCUGGAGUACGUCGCAUUUGAUAUCUCGCAUCACCGAGUUAGAACGCCAGCUGAAUUCGCGCACCGCGGAAUACACGCCCGCCCUUCCACAAGCCGCGAGGGAUGCCGCGCCCGCGAAUCUUCCCUCCGUUGCCCCUCCUGCGGACACGCCUGCAGCCGCUGCCCAGAGCGUCGCAUCCGACAAAAACGCCUCACAGCAGAACCCACUCCCGGAGGAGGAUGACAUCACACACGCGAAAGCGCCGAGCCGUCCCCCGAAGCAGGCAAGGAUGAUCGAUCCGUCGAAGUACAACACCCGCUACAUAGCGCUCAAAUUCGCCUACCUGGGGCAACGGUACAACGGGCUCGAGCACACGAAUGGGAAUAUCACGCCGCUGCCGACUAUUGAGGAGAUGGUGUGGAAGGCUUUGCGGCGGACGCGUCUGAUCUUCCCGACGAAUGAUUCCGGCGAUUAUGAGGACAGUAAUGAGCCGAGGGCGUUGAAGCCCUACUCUAUCAACUGGGAGGGGUGUCAGUAUUCCAAGGCUGGGCGGACGGACCGCGGUGUGAGUGCUUUUGGGCAGGUCAUUGGGAUUAGGGUGCGGAGCGCGCGGCCGAAGGUUAAUAAGCCGGCUGAGGCGGACGAGAAUGGGGAUACUACGAUGGAAACGGCGGUUGAGGAUAAGUGGGAUGAUAUUGCGGAUGAGCUGCCGUAUAUAACUAUGCUUAACAAGGCUCUUCCGGAGGAUAUCCGGGUUCUUGCGUGGUGUCCGCACCCGCCAGAGGACUUCGACGCCCGUUUCUCGUGCCGCGAGCGCCGCUACAGGUACUUUUUUACCCAGCCGGCGUUUUCUCCGACGCCGGGACCUCUCGGGUUCAUCUCGCCCAAUAAAGCGCAGAAAUCCUCUCUGAAGUACCGAGAAGGGUGGCUGGAUAUUGAAGCAAUGCGCGAAGCUGCCAAGAGAUUUGAAGGCGUGCAUGAUUUCCGAAACUUCUGCAAAUUGGAUACCAGCAAGCAAAUCGAGAACUUCACGCGAAUCAUCCACCAUUCCGAUAUUGAAUUGCUGGACCCCAAGACUAGCCCACUGGGCUACGUUGGUCGGCCAGGCUUUCGAGCCGUGGAACAUCCUGCAUUGGAUACGAGUGACAGAUCAUCGGAGAUAGCAUCGCCCGACUCCUCUCAGGUGUAUGUGUUCAAUUUGCACGGCUCGGCCUUUUUGUGGCACCAGGUCCGACACAUGGUUAGCAUCUUGUUCCUGGUCGGCCAGGGCCUCGAAUCACCAUCUAUUGUGUCCGAUCUGUUGGACGUCACCAACAACCCGCGCAAGCCCAACUAUGAGAUGGCUAGCGAUGCCCCGUUGGUCUUGUGGGAUUGCAUUUUCCCCGAUCAAAAAGGCGACAGUCGGCAAGAUUCGCUGGAAUGGGUCUACGCCGGUGAUCAGAGACAGAGCAAAUCCCAGCUCGGAAAGGGAAGCAGCAAGUUCGGUGCUGGAGGUGUCGUGGACGACCUCUGGUCUGUCUGGAGACAACGAAAGAUCGACGAGGUCUUGGCAGGUGCCUUGUUGGACUUAUCUAUCAACCAGGGUGACCAAACCAUCGUCCACAGCGAAGUCGAGAAUGCCGUUGCGGAGAUGCAGAAGAGAGGACAGAAGCACUUCCACGGCGGCCAUAUCGUUCGUACCGGCGGGCAAUAUGUUCCCGUCUUGCAAAAGCGGAAGUCGGAAACCGUUGAGGCUCAGAAUGCGCGGUGGUUGGCGUCGAAGCAGCGGAAGACAGCCGCUCAGGGUGAAGACUCGGGUCGGUUGGAUAUGUGAAUAGGCAACAAGACUGUAUAUACCUCAUAG
Aspergillus candidus is the source of this 1970-nucleotide messenger RNA. Its product is annotated as pseudouridine synthase DEG1. The transcript has a single exon. Gene Ontology annotation, molecular function: pseudouridine synthase activity; RNA binding. Lineage: Eukaryota; Fungi; Ascomycota; Eurotiomycetes; Eurotiales; Aspergillaceae. The record is from RefSeq and is a predicted model, not a curated record. Gene Ontology annotation, cellular component: nucleus; cytoplasm. Gene Ontology annotation, biological process: mRNA pseudouridine synthesis; tRNA pseudouridine synthesis. Bases 93 to 1940 code for a protein of 615 amino acids.